Gamsiella multidivaricata is the source of this 2283-nucleotide messenger RNA. RefSeq names its product P-loop containing nucleoside triphosphate hydrolase protein. Lineage: Eukaryota; Fungi; Mortierellomycota; Mortierellomycetes; Mortierellales; Mortierellaceae. Gene Ontology annotation, biological process: transmembrane transport. Gene Ontology annotation, cellular component: membrane. The transcript has 5 exons. Bases 1 to 2283 code for a protein of 760 amino acids. The record is from RefSeq and is a predicted model, not a curated record. Gene Ontology annotation, molecular function: ATP hydrolysis activity; ABC-type transporter activity; ATP binding.
AUGUCAGCGACAUCGGCUCAGAAGGACUACAAGCGGCCAACGACAUUCAAGGAGUUUUAUGGGCAUUGCAAGCACCUACGUCCUUUCAUCUGGCCAUCCAACUCGCGAAAACUUCAGACCCAUAUCAUGCUUUGCCUGUGCCUGCUAGUGGUUGGCCGAAUUGUGAAUGUGCUGGUACCUCAGCAUGUGGCGAAUGUUAUCGAUGCCCUGACAAAGGUGGAAAAUGGAAGUCCUGGGGGUACGGACGAGAACGGCAACCCGCGAUUUGUCUGGAAGGAAAUUAUGAUCUUCAUCACACUCAGGACACUACAGGGUAGCAUCGGUGCUGUCGAUACCCUUCAAGCACUGCUGUGGAUCCCUGUUGGACAAUUCAACACACGUGAACUGGCGGUCAAAAUGUUUGAACACUUGCUUGACCUUUCUCUCCGAUUCCAUCUCAACCGCAAGACAGGCGAGAUGCUUCGCGUUCAAGACCGCGGUGUUUCGUCGAUUGUAACCCUGCUCUCUUCUCUGCUGUUCAACAUCCUGCCAUGCUUGGUCGACAUUGCAAUUGCUUGCUAUAUUCUCACCCGUGAAUUCGACAUUUACUUUGGGAUCAUCGUCGCCAUCACUAUGGUCUGCUAUAUCUAUGCUACCAUUCUCAUGACGGAUUGGAGAACUCGCUAUCGCCGUGAAUCGAACGCCCUGGACAAUGCGGUAGAGGCGCGCGCAGUCGACUCCUUGUUGAAUUACGAGACGAUCAAAUUGUUUGCAACAGAGGAGUACGAAGUCGGUAAAUAUACCGAAGCCAUCACCGCAUACCAGCAGGCUGAUCGGAAAUCGCAGUAUACCCUCGCUAUCCUCAACACCACACUCAACAUCGUGAUCCAGGGAGGCCUGGCACUUGGAUGCUUGCUCUGCGCCAAGAGGGUAUCCCAAAAGGAGAUGGGGGUUAAAGGGUUUGUCAUGUACUAUACCUACAUCCUCCAGCUCUAUGGCCCCUUGAAUCUCUUUGGCACAUCAUAUCGAUCGCUACAGAAAAACUUUAUUGAUAUGGAAAAGAUGCUGGAUCUAUUCAAGGAGCCAGUGGAGAUACAGGAUCAGCCUGAGGCAAAGCAGCUUGUGAUGACUGGCGGAGAAGUCGUGUUUGAAAACGUCUCAUUUGGAUAUAGCCCACAGAACCCGAAUCUAAAGUCAGUCUCCUUUAGGAUUCCACCGGGCAAGAAGCUAGCCCUGGUGGGGCCUUCUGGAGGUGGCAAAUCAACGAUUCUGCGCCUGCUUUUCCGAUUCUACGAUCCAACCCGGGGCAGGAUCCUGAUUGAUGGCCAUGAUAUCAAGACGGUGACGCAGACCAGUUUAAGGAGAAAGAUCGGAAUCGUGCCGCAGGACACAGCCCUGUUCAACGAGAGCAUCGGGUACAACAUUGGCUACGGCAAAAUCGGUCAAGACCAUGACGGCCGAAUCCAGGCAGCGGCCGAGGCUGCACGGAUACACGAGAUCAUCAGUCGGUUCUCUGAGGGCUAUGCGACGCGUGUUGGAGAGCGCGGCAUGCGUUUAUCUGGAGGCGAGAAGCAGAGGGUGGCGAUCGCAAGGACUAUCCUGAAAAAUCCGCCGAUCCUCCUUCUGGAUGAGGCAACCAGUGCUCUGGACACGCAGACGGAGCGCGAGAUCCAGAACUCGAUUGAAUCCAUCUCGAAGGACAGGACGACACUUAUGAUCGCUCAUCGAUUGUCGACCAUUGUGGAUGCGGACGAAAUUCUGGUGAUCCAGAAGGGCGAGAUUGCAGAGCAGGGCAGCCAUGAACAACUCAUGCAGGCAGGGGGAAUCUAUGCUGCGAUGUGGAUGCAACAGCUACGGGAGGAUCGAACGCCGGCACCCAGUAGUCAUUCUAGCCAAAAGGAGUCGUCCAAGGGAGAGGAGACCGACGACAUGGACUCGUCAGAUGAGAAUGCUCAGCUUGGACGUCUUCGGAUUCGAAGGAGCCACAACGUGCGGUAUCCGAAUUGCCAGCAGAGCAUUGGACACCAUGGAGACAAGAAAACGAUGUCGUUUUCGCUGCCGACCUAUGCGACGGGUUAUGGCGGAUCCGGUUCGUCUGGUGGCGGUGCAGGUUCUGGAUCUGGGAUCGGGUCAGGAAUUGGAUCGAGGUAUGGUCAUUUGCAGAGCAGCAACUUUGAUGGAUCCGCAGCGAGGGGUGUGUCUUUACUACCAGAACCAGGGACGAUCCAGGAGCUGUCGGAUGAAUACCUGUAUGACGAGGACGAUAUGCCCGAUGUGCCUUUAGAGCCCAGGCCUCCCGCCUGA